AGUUAUGAGAUAAGCAUUAAGCACAACACAAAUCACAAAAUAAGAUUAUGAAGUUGCUACGGUUAUCAGUUAUCACAUCUUAUCUGCCAAAUUCUAAGUUGUCCGUGUCGUUAUUUCCGCGGAAAAUGAAACGAACCUAAUCAUUACGUUUUAUUUCCGCGUACUAAGUGAACGCUGUGGGUGUGGUGUGUUUACAUUAAGUAAAAUUAAAUUAUAGACAAUUAUGAGGGCUUUUUUUCGGCGAGGAGUAUACAUUUUAUUCAAAAAAAACUUAUUAUUAACUAAUUGUAUUUCAUCUGGAGUGUUUUUGGGGCUUGGUGAUUUAGUUCAACAAGAAAUUGAAUAUCAAUCUAAACUUUUGAAAGAAAGAUAUGACUGGACUCGUACAGGAAGAAUGUUCUUAAUUGGAACUUUAUUGGGUCCAAUACACCAUUACUAUUAUAUUUAUUUGGACAAGGUACUCCCAGGUAUUGAUGUUAAAACAAUAACAAAGAAAAUAGCUCUUGAUCAAGUAAUUGCAUCACCAGUAUUUAUUGUAUUAUUCUUUUAUGGAAUGGGUAUAUUAGAAAACAAAACAAGGGAGCAAAAUGUACAAGAUGUCAAAAGAAAGUUUUUACCUACUUUUGUGGGUGACUGUUUAUUCUGGCCCCCAGUUCAGUACUUUAAUUUUUACUAUUUACCAAAUCAAUAUAGAGUAUUCUAUGGAAAUGUUGCAACAAUGGUAAUUAAUGUAUUUUAUUCAUAUAUACAACAUCAGUAUUAGCAAAAAUUUUAUUAUAUUUAAUUUAAAAAUAUAACAAAAAUAAAAUACAUAAGUACUUAAUUAUAAUAUAAAAUAUAAAUUAUUUUAACAAU
Messenger RNA from Parnassius mnemosyne (clouded apollo), 855 nucleotides. Lineage: Eukaryota; Metazoa; Arthropoda; Insecta; Lepidoptera; Papilionidae. The record is from the annotation of a GenBank genome assembly.